Messenger RNA from Trichoderma asperellum CBS 433.97, 555 nucleotides. The record is from RefSeq and is a predicted model, not a curated record. Lineage: Eukaryota; Fungi; Ascomycota; Sordariomycetes; Hypocreales; Hypocreaceae.
CUAAAGUCUCGACACUAUCACAACCAACAACUAUUCAGUCGUGUUUCCCCUUCCGGCCAUCAUGAGUUCUCAGCAACCUCGCAACGGCAACUCAGCCUCCAACCGAUCUCCGUCUAACAAGUGAGACUAUGCCCCAUUCUCCCACUGGCAGAUCGGCACCCUCUAAGACAGCCACUAACAGUCGCCAUGCUCGGCUAUGUCCGCUAACACAACAAUGCUACAGCAGCACAGCCGCCCAGAACCCGGCCAUGCUCUCCAGGUUCCUGUAUGACAGAACCGGCUUGCCAGAUCGCCUAGUAGCGAGAUCGUUUAAUGCUGCGACUCAAAACCGCCCAAACGGGCAUGAAGCUAGCGCAUCUGAGCUGGAGUAUUACAUGGCGCAAAGCACGAGUAAUGCAGAUGCAACAGCAACUGCAAAUUCGCAAGCAGGCAGGACGACUGGGAGAUGAGGCCGGACUUGUCUGUCGGAGGGACGAGCGUUUACUUGGCAUGGAGCAGAAUUGCCGAAGCCAACAAAUCAUGGAUCACACAGCGCGGAGUAAUGGUGUAUACGAA